UAUUAAUGAUUACUUCAUCGAAGAUUUUGAAGGUGAUGCAUGAUGAUUUUCAAAAAUGGUUUAACAAAUUUAUUGAGCAAAAUCUACGCAUGAAAGAAGGCUUCAACAAAGUUGGAGAAAUCCUUCGAGAAGAAAAAUCCAAAACCAGUAGUGCUAAGGCUCGGCUAGCAACAUACUGCGUUGAGGGAGAUGUGCAGUUACGGUGCCAACUACCAAAUAUAAACAAAGAGGUGCUCACUUGUGACUUGUUCAAGAAAGAGUUGCAAGAACAUGAGUUGCUCAAGUGGGAAUCGUUUAAAAAAUUGUUACAGUUCGGUCCAAUCCAAUUUAUCCUUUAUGAAGUAAAGUUUAAGUCUCAACUUGAAGCAAGGAAGUUGAUUGAUCACAUUACUUGUUACAAGGCUAUGGAAGUUGAGAGAUGCAGAUUUUGCAUGGGGUCUGGCAGUGUGACAGUAGAGCUUGGUGGGGGGGAGAAAGAAGUCUCACGAUGCAUCAACUGUGAUGGUGUUGGUUCCUUAACGUGCACCACAUGUCAAGGCACUGGCAUUCAACCUCGGUACCUUGAUCGCAGAGAAUUCAAAGAUGAUGACUAG
This is a messenger RNA of Ilex paraguariensis (yerba mate), 593 nucleotides long. The record is from the annotation of a GenBank genome assembly. NCBI's taxonomy places the organism in Eukaryota, Viridiplantae, Streptophyta, Magnoliopsida, Aquifoliales, Aquifoliaceae.